Messenger RNA from Spea bombifrons (plains spadefoot toad), 4003 nucleotides. RefSeq names its product MIB E3 ubiquitin protein ligase 1 (gene MIB1). The record is from RefSeq and is a predicted model, not a curated record. Gene Ontology annotation, molecular function: zinc ion binding; protein binding; ubiquitin-protein transferase activity. The coding region runs from base 328 to 3357 and encodes 1009 amino acids. The transcript is spliced from 22 exons. Gene Ontology annotation, cellular component: cytoplasm. Lineage: Eukaryota; Metazoa; Chordata; Amphibia; Anura; Pelobatidae. Gene Ontology annotation, biological process: protein ubiquitination.
CGCUGGGUAUACCCGCCGGAGAGUCUGCUGUCUCCGCCCCGGGCCUGCCAGCGCGGUGCGCGCCCCCGUGUCCCCGGCGCAGGCUCGCUGCCCAGCAGACGGCUGUAUCGAGCGGCUCCCUGGCUGAGGUGGCGGCCUUAUCCCUGCUAGUUUGGUCAGACCCGGGGAAAGUUUGUGGCGGCUGCGGCUUUGCGGCCUGGUUUCCGGGUACCUGCGCCUGUGCUAGCGGCAGCGGCCCUCCCCAAAGGCCCGAGCGCUUGUCUGCUGCACGGAAAGGCUCGGAAAGUGAGGCAGCCGGGCCCUCGGUCUCUAAAUCCCUCCCGGGGGAUGAGCGGUUCCCGCAACAACCGGGUCAUGGUGGAAGGGGUAGGGGCCCGGGUGUCCAGGGGCCCUGACUGGAAAUGGGGGAAGCAGGACGGCGGAGAAGGACAUGUGGGCACCGUGCGCAGUUUCGAGAGCCCCGAGGAGGUUGUGGUGGUCUGGGACAACGGUACGGCCGCCAACUACCGAUGCUCCGGGGCCUACGACCUCCGAGUGCUGGACAGCGCGCCAACCGGUGUGAAACACGACGGGACGAUGUGCGACACCUGCCGCCAGCAACCGAUUAUUGGAAUCCGUUGGAAAUGCGCAGAAUGCACCAAUUAUGACCUGUGCACCGUGUGUUACCAUGGCGAUAAACAUCACCUAAGACAUCGCUUUUACAGAAUCACGACUCCCGGAAGUGAACGUGUACUCUUAGAGUCUCGUCGCAAGUCCAAGAAAAUCACCGCGCGGGGGAUCUUUGCGGGGGCCAGAGUGGUGCGCGGAGUGGAUUGGCAGUGGGAAGACCAAGAUGGCGGUAAUGGAAGAAGAGGAAAGGUAACAGAGAUACAAGACUGGAGCGCGUCGAGUCCACACAGCGCAGCAUAUGUCCUGUGGGACAAUGGAGCCAAAAACCUCUACAGAGUGGGAUUUGAAGGCAUGUCUGAUCUGAAAUGUGUGCAAGACGCUAAAGGAGGGUCGUUUUACCGGGAUCAUUGUCCUGUGCUGGGUGAACAAAACGGUAAUCGGAAUCCCGGGGGUCUGCUAAUUGGGGAUCUCGUUAAUAUUGAUCUGGAGCUGGAAAUUGUCCAGUCGCUGCAGCACGGCCACGGAGGAUGGACCGAUGGCAUGUUUGAGACUCUGACCACUACCGGCACGGUCUGCGGCAUUGAUGAAGAUCAUGAUAUCGUGGUGCAGUACCCCAGUGGAAAUAGGUGGACGUUUAACCCAGCGGUUCUGACCAAGGCAAAUGUUGUUCGAAGUGGGGAUGCCGUUCAAGGUGCAGAAGGUGGAACAUCUCAAUUCCAAGUGGGAGACCUCGUGCAAAUUUGUUAUGACUUGGAGAGAAUAAAACUGCUUCAGAGAGGUCAUGGCGAGUGGGCUGAAGCGAUGCUUCCAACCCUCGGUAAAGUCGGUCGAGUACAACAGAUAUAUUCUGACAGCGAUCUGAAGGUUGAAGUGUGUGGGACAUCUUGGACAUAUAACCCAGCUGCUGUUACCAAAGUGGCCUCUGUAGGAUCCGCUAUAAGCAAUGCGACUGGCGAGCGACUGUCGCAGCUUUUAAAGAAACUGUUUGAGACUCAGGAAUCUGGGGAUCUUAAUGAAGAGCUGGUGAAAGCAGCUGCUAACGGGGAUGUGGCUAAGGUGGAGGACUUGCUCAAAAGACCAGAUGUGGAUGUUAACGGGCAAUGUGCUGGGCAUACAGCGAUGCAGGCGGCGAGCCAGAAUGGACACGUGGACAUUUUAAAACUUCUUCUGAAGCAUAAUGUUGAUGUAGAAGCCGAGGAUAAAGAUGGAGAUCGGGCCGUGCACCACGCGUCCUUUGGGGAUGAAGGAGCUGUUAUUGAAGUUUUACACAGGGGAGGAGCGGACUUAAAUGCCCGCAACAAGCGCAAGCAGACUCCCCUCCACAUCGCUGUCAACAAAGGCCACUUGCAAGUUGUUAAAACCUUACUAGACUUCGGCUGCCAUCCCAGUCUGCAGGAUUCGGAAGGUGACACUCCUCUCCACGAUGCAAUAAGCAAGAAACGGGACGAUAUUCUCGCUGUGCUGCUGGAAGCUGGAGCAGAUGUUACGUUCACAAACAACAAUGGCUUUAAUGCUCUCCAUCACGCCGCGCUGCGAGGAAAUCCCAGUGCUAUGCGUGUCUUGCUUUCCAAAUUGCCCCGGCCUUGGAUUGUUGAUGAGAAGAAAGAUGAUGGAUAUACUGCGUUGCACUUGGCUGCACUGAAUAAUCACGUGGAAGUCGCAGAACUGCUGGUCCAUCAGGGUAACGCAAACUUAGACAUCCAGAACGUAAACCAGCAGACGGCUCUUCACCUGGCUGUGGAACGCCAACACACUCAAAUCGUUAGGCUGUUAGCUCGUGCAGAGGCCAAACUGGAUAUUCAAGAUAAGGAUGGCGAUACCCCUCUCCACGAAGCGCUCCGACACCAUACGCUGUCUCAGCUGCGCCAGCUCCAAGACAUGCAAGAUGUCAGCAAGGUAGACACAAACUGGGAGCCAUCAAAGAACACGCUAAUUAUGGGUCUGGGAACUCAGGGAGCUGAGAAGAAGAGUGCAGCCUCCAUCGCCUGUUUCCUUGCAGCAAACGGAGCAGACCUUACUAUUCGCAACAAAAAAGGGCAGUCUCCGCUUGACCUGUGUCCUGACCCCAGCCUUUGCAAAGCCUUGGCUAAGUGUCACAAGGAAAAAUCCAGUGGUCAAGUAGGGUCUCACAGCCCAUCGCUUAACAACGACUCGGAGACGUUGGAGGAGUGCAUGGUGUGUUCGGAUUUGAAACGAGAUACUCUUUUUGGUCCAUGCGGUCACGUCGCCACCUGUUCUUUAUGUUCUCCACGUGUGAAAAAAUGCCUCAUAUGCAAAGAGCAAGUGCAGUCGAGGACUAAGAUUGAAGAAUGCGUUGUGUGCUCGGAUAAGAAAGCAGCAGUGCUCUUUCAGCCAUGCGGACACAUGUGUGCCUGUGAAAAUUGUGCGAGUCUUAUGAAGAAGUGCGUUCAGUGCCGUGCCGUCGUCGAGCGCAGAGUGCCUUUCGUUAUGUGCUGUACUGGAAAGGGUACAGAAGAAGUCACAGAUGAUAUAGCAGGGGGGGCCAUUCCGGCCCUACAGAAGGAUAAGGACAAUACGAACGUCAAUGCAGAUGUGCAGAAGCUGCAGCAGCAGCUGCAGGACAUAAAAGAACAGACUAUGUGUCCUGUUUGUUUGGAUCGACUGAAGAACAUGAUCUUCAUGUGUGGACACGGAACCUGCCAGCUGUGCGGCGAUCGAAUGAGCGAAUGUCCCAUAUGUCGGAAGGCCAUAGAACGAAGAAUCUUAUUAUACAGUAUGUCUUGUUAGGAGUGCGAAAAUCUCCAUGUAAAAGAAACAGAUGUUGAGCUCCCAAAGAGUGAAAAAAAGAAGCUAACUUGAUAUCUUUUUGAGAUAACUCCAUUGUGUACUAUAAAUAAUGAAUGUAACCAUGUCAGAUCCGGGGUGUUUGAGGACAUACAUGCAAGGUUUAAGAGCCAUGUAAGAAACCCAUCAUUUGGUUGGUAUUUGUUAUGUAGAAUAUAGCUGUUUCCAUGCUAUCCGGCCGUGACGUGCAUUUCUUCUGUUUUCCGACAUACACACCUUUUCUAUAACGAACCAAACUUUUUAAGUUUCACAACACUAGAUAUAUAUAUAUUUUCUUUUAGUUCCGUGCUGCACCGUUGUUUUUAAUUGCUUUGAGCAGGUGUUUUAUCGUUUAGGCUCGUGUGCUAGUAGAUUCUGUCUUGAAAAUGCAAAUAAAUACAAAUGAUCUAAUAAAGUAACUGUUUUUUGAGGUCUUCGGCAGGCUGGGGACCACAGAACAUUAGCCACACGCUUAACAUUAGUAUGCAGAAUUGCGCUUGACUGUUAAAGGUGCUGUUCUACCUACGUGGCUGAAAUCAAUACUUUUAUAACCAGCAUUAGAACCAAGAUUCCUAGUACUGUUGAAUGAAUAAAACCUUCCUGGAAAUAA